This is a messenger RNA of Lactuca virosa, 1473 nucleotides long. The record is from the annotation of a GenBank genome assembly. Lineage: Eukaryota; Viridiplantae; Streptophyta; Magnoliopsida; Asterales; Asteraceae.
AUGAGGAAAAUCACUUUGGGAAAAAACUUGGUUUUGGAACAAAAAAUCGACACCGACACCGACACCAGAAACGAUUUAGGCUAUCACAAUCCGAUUUCUGUUUCUACUUUUACCCUUCAACUGAUUCCCAAUCCGGUUUGGACCGGAUCCUUGGAGUUGAAGUGGAAUUUAGCAGCUUUUAUAAACACGGAUUUUUCGGAGUGGAUCAGAUCGAGACGAUUGAUACGUAGGUCUGUGCAGCAGACUCGACGACGCAAAGAUUCUGCAACUCCAUUCACGCCCUUUGCGUUCGAGGUCAACUAUCAUCAAGGAAUUUCAAUUCCCUUAGUUCCUAAUUCAAAGAGCUUGGAUUCGGAUAUCGUGAAGAAGAGUUUGGAUUACACUAGAAAGAGAAAGAAAUGGAUUCUUCUCAUCGGAGCGUUAGGGCUUUCAAGUUACGGAGCUUUUAGGGUUUACAACUCACCUUCUGUGGUGAAGAAGAGGGAGAGAUUCGCAAAGGUUUUAGGCUCGUUAGCUUCAAUCGCUGAAUUACUUGGUGAUUCUGCAGAGACAAUAGGAGUCGUUUCAAAGGACUUGAAAGAAUUCAUACAAUCUGAUUCAGACGAAAUCCCAAACAGUCUGAAGCAAUUGUCGAAAAUCACAAGAUCCGAUGAAGUUUCAGAAUCUAUCAUUACUGUUACAAGAGCUUUAACUGUGGGAAUCUUGCGAGGUUACAAAGUUGGGGAAAGAAAAUCCGAUCCAGGUAAUAGUUUUUCAGAUAGAGCUUUAGAUAAAAUCUUUUCUCCUUCUGGAUCUGGUUUCGCCUCCAUUGUUGUUGGAAGUUUCGCUAAGAACAUGGUCAUGGCAAUUUACACCGGAAAUGGAAACGAAUCAAACACCUCAGGAAUCUCAGAAACUUCAACCUCUAUCCAGAAAUUUGUCGAUGUAAUCGCAGAAGAGAAAUGCAAGAAACUAAUCGGCGAUUGCAUCCAACAAUUCGUAAGCACAUUAGUCACAGUUUACCUCGAUAAAACCAUGGAUGUAAACCCAUACGAACAAAUCCUCUCAGGUUUCACAAACCCUAAACACGAAGAAAAAGCAAGAGACCUCUUAACUUCCUUCACCAAUGGAGCAAUCGAGACUCUCGUAAGAACAUCCCACCAAGUGAUUACAAAUCCAGAUGCAAAAGGAAAAGAACUGGUUUUAAACGGAAUCAAACCAAGAAAAAGUCAAAGUAAUUCAGGGUUUGUUCACAAAAUCUCUUCAACUUUAGCAGUUCCUAGUAACAGAAAGCUUGUUCUUGAUGUAACUGGGCGUGUGACAUUUGCAACUGUAAGAUCUUUCUUGGAGUUUUUCUUGGAUCAAUUAUCAUCAGGUAUGAAAAGAAAAGUUGAUGGAGUUCAUGAUGAAGCCAUUGAUAAAGGGCGUGAAGUUUACAGAAUUCAAAAAAAUUUGACGGCGGGCAGAAACGACAACAACGUUCUUUCAUCAUGA